Rhipicephalus microplus (southern cattle tick) is the source of this 2108-nucleotide messenger RNA. RefSeq lists its product as uncharacterized. The record is from RefSeq and is a predicted model, not a curated record. NCBI's taxonomy places the organism in Eukaryota, Metazoa, Arthropoda, Arachnida, Ixodida, Ixodidae.
GCGUGUUCAUAAAGUACGCGCGUCUGUGGUGCGCGCGCGCGGCAAGGCGCUCUUGCGUUCUGUUGUUCACGUGUGUUAAUGCAGACGCGUUCAGGCACAUUGCAAUUUUCCCGUCGAAGAACAACGAUGUUGGCGUGAAAUGGUUAGAAUGAGAAUCUGGGAAAGCGAUUCGCAGAUUAGCACUGUGCCACGUAGUGUCAAAACGGCUUUUUCAAGAUUGAUCGAUACGUUCUACAGUGAACGGGACACUGUUGUGAGGUGCUAGUUUGGGCCAACGCCAAAGUUUCGCACCAGCAGAGACCAGAACCUGACACAUUAGCCAUGGGCUAUUGGGAAGACAUGAGGGAUGCCAUCGAAAAGAUGGGCGACCCGUACGUGUUCUCCAAUAGCGAAGACCUGGUCGUCUUAAAGCUAAACAAGCCUCUACCGGUAGUCCCUCCAUCCCUCAGCAACUGACUGUCGACCCUAGCCGCACGAUGCUCACAACGUGCCCGGCAGGCUUUAUGAGCUGCCAAAGCUUCCUCGUCAAGCACUCGUAUUCUACGAUACUCUUCUCAGGUUUGCCUGAGAUGAAGCCAAUGAAAGGAAUGGUCGUUGCCGCCAGGAACGUUGUCUCGAAGGCACAGGAGCUGAUUAUUGUGCACAACAGGGACCGGAUGGCCGACCUAGUGUCGUGGUUCACCAAGCUCACUAGGCUGAUCCUGUACCAUGACCUGAUGCUGCAGUUGGAUAGCUCGGACGAAGUGCAGGUGCUGUCGCACCCGUCGCACCUCCACCAGGUCUGGGGCACCACGCCAGCAGUCGGCACCGAAGAGCUCUUCCUCUGCCCCCAGACGCUCACCAUGCUGCUUGCAAACUGUCCUUCACUGUCGGAGCUUCAAGCACCCCUGCACGAAGCCAUCAUGCUUACAGACCGGUUUCAAGCAAGGUCGCCAUUUUUUCCACCCGUGUUCGACAACUGUCGGGAGCUGACCUUGGGCUCCUACCUUCGGCGAAGCACGCGCAGCGCAACUAUGAUGGGCACCACUACCCUGCCUUGCAUUAAGAAGGCGCACAAACUGUAUCCAAACCUCGAGCAGUUGCAGGUCUCGACGGUAGACCGGAACGUCCUCACCUUCGUACCAAAGUUCUCCCGGCUGAAGCGCCUUGCCAUAAUGUAUGGCGGCCGAGGUGGAAUGUGUCCCUUCUCCCCCUACAUCACCGACAUGCUGCAAGCGCUUCACUUGACACACCUGACGAUAAAAUUCUUCAAGGGCAUACUUCUGUCUACCAUUGCCCGUCAUUGUCCAAACCUCGAAUGCCUCUCUUUUUUGGACUGCAACCUCAGCGACGAGGCUGUCCAACCUGGCUCGUUUACGAAACUGAGGUCUCUCGCCCUCAGUGACUGCAACAUGGACAAAGCAUUCUUCACCCUUCUCAAAGAUGCCGAGGGCCUCACCAACCUCCACCUCGACGGCGGGUGGGGCAUCGCGUUGUACAUCAAAGGCCCAGCAGAGCCGUUGCAGCCACGGCCGAUCCACAGGGAGAUGGAGUUUCUCAAUCUCGACACAAACUGGUCACUGAGGGCAUUGGACGUGUCGCCCGAGGAGCUUCGCAGUUUUAUUGAUUCAAUGCCAAUGCUCAGGCGCCUGAGCACGGACAGCUACGACAUUCGACUGUGCAUGCAGAACUACUACCCGCACGUGAAGCUGACGUGGCCUACGUGCACGACCUGCAUGGCCGAGUUCCCGAAGGUCAACCUUGUGCAGGAUUAUAUAUGGCACUCGCUGCAUAUUGACAAUAAUGAAGACUGUGAGGACACAUAACUUCAAAAAGAAAUCUAUGUCCCUUUUUCGCUGAGGACAAUCGGGACCAACUGUGUUGGCAAGUACAAUGAACAGCAUCACAGUAGCACUGUGGAUUAUUCUUGAAAUGCCUUCACAAUUAUGUACAGGGCUGACUUAUGCAAGGUGAACACCUCAUAAGUUGUAAAGUCAGUAAAACUAGAACAUAUUCUGCUUCACAAGAAAAAUGUCUGUUAUAUGACGGUAAAGUAUGGUGUUGGCUUACGGUGUAGUUAUCCAAAAUAUGAAAUAAACAUGACCUUGUAUGAGGUCUAUUACUAAUAA